GCACAUAUAGACACGGACAACCAUUCGCACUCACAUGCACACCGUCACUGAGUGGGAACUGAACCCACGCUGCCCGCACCAAAGUCAGACGAGUGUACCACUACACCUUAUUAUUUUAUGCUUAAGUUAAUUUUUGUUCUUUCAUUUAUUUAUUUUUUCACCCUUCUCUUACUAGUACAAAUAAUUGUUUCUUAGUUUUUUCUUUUUCUUUUUCCUUUUUUACCAGUAAGUCUAACAAGUCACUUUUUUUUUACUAUUGGGUGGACCAAGCUUUUUUUCAGUUUUUUUUUUUCUAUUUUCUAUUUGGUGUGAGGAUUUUUUUUUUCAGUUUAGUUUCCGGUACAUUUUUCUUUCUUCUUUUUUUUACCAGUACGCAGGACAAGUCUUUUUCCUUUUUGUAUAUAAAACAAUGACUUUAUUUCUAUUUUUUCAUCAAAUGGGAGGACCGGCCUUUUUGUUAGCUUGUUUAAGUUGGGUUUUGUUUUCUUUUUCCCCCCAAUAAGGAGGACAAUUCUUUUUUAUGUUUUACUUUCAUUUUUUCUUCUUCUGUUUUUAGCAGUCAGGACAACAGAUAUUUUUGUUUUGUUGACUUUUUUCUCAUUUUAACCAACAGAAAGGACACGUCUUUUUUUAAAUUAGAUUCUUUUUUUGCUGUUUUUUUAAAUUAGUCAUGAGGACAACUGUUUUUUUUUUUACUUAAAAAAAAAAAAAAGAUUUUAAGUGACACAGCGCUCACGACCUUCAAGAAGUGAAACCCGGGGGCCUUUGUUAUACAGGAAGUCGAUUGAGCCACUGAAAUGAAGUCAUGCUGGUAAAAAAAAUAUCAGGACAUCUCAUUUGCACAGGCGUCGUGUUUGUGGUCGUGACUUGGCCGAUGAAGAUGACGAUUCUCGCUGGUGCCUCAUGAAGAUGACGACCCGCUUUAGCACAUUGCUCCUUUGUUGCCUCCUUCUUACAGUCUGUGAGUCUGGCGCCUCGCCCGUGGUUGGCAUCAUGGGUCAGCACGUCACGCUGACAUGUACGUACGACGUCGUUAAACACGGGCCUCUGUCGGCCUGUUGGAGCCGGGGAUAUUUGCCGUUGCUGGGCUGCGGUAACCAGAUCAUCUCCACCAACGGGUCCAGCGUGAGGGCAAACAGCAGAAGGUAUAAACUGCUGGGUCGGCUGGAGGCCGGGAACAUUUCGUUGACUAUCCUGGACGCGAAGAAGGAGGACGCCGGGGAGUACGGCUGCCGGGUGAUGAUCAAUGGUAUUUUCAAUGAUAAGAAAUAUCACAUCAAGCUGAUCAUAAAGGACGCUCCUCAAACCACCACUUUAAAGACAGACAUGUCUACGGACCGCGUUGCCGCCGGCAGCACAGCAGCUCAGAGGACCUCCUCGCAUGGCAGCGUCCCGAUGUCUAUGGUUGUGAUGGGCGUUCUCUUUGGGUUCAUCCUCUUCGUCACGAUCGCUGUCGUCAUCGGCGUCAUCAGUAAACGACGGCGGCGACUCACCAAAAUUCAUCAGCAGCAACCGUCUGUCCCUUCGGUGCGCUUCAGCUCCUUGUCGUCGGCUCUGCACCUCCAGCACCAAGCUGCAGUCGUGGAGAACAUCUACCAGAUGGCGGGAGACGAAUACGACUAUUUACCCUGACGCAUUCCGCGGCCUCGCCAUUACCGCCACGGGGCGUCCUGGUUCGACUGACAGGGUUCAUCAAAACAUUUCAUUUCAUUUUUUAAAAAGCAGUUUUUACACCUCCCACACACUUUAAACAGAUUGAAACGCAUUAAAACAUAUUUUUUAAAUACAGUGUUAAUGUAUUUGAACACAGAAAAAAAAUAAUUACAAGCAAAUGUAUAAAAUGUAUAGAAAAUACUC
Molecule: messenger RNA, 1857 nt
Organism: Phyllopteryx taeniolatus (common seadragon)
Lineage: Eukaryota; Metazoa; Chordata; Actinopteri; Syngnathiformes; Syngnathidae
Product: T-cell immunoglobulin and mucin domain-containing protein 4-like
Exons: 7
Coding region: 904-1632 (242 amino acids)
Source: RefSeq, a predicted model, not a curated record